Molecule: messenger RNA, 1367 nt
Organism: Daldinia decipiens
Lineage: Eukaryota; Fungi; Ascomycota; Sordariomycetes; Xylariales; Hypoxylaceae
Product: taurine catabolism dioxygenase
Exons: 2
Coding region: 169-1176 (335 amino acids)
Molecular function (GO): oxidoreductase activity
Source: RefSeq, a predicted model, not a curated record
UCGGCAGGUAUUUGAUUCGAUUGGGGACUACCAUUGGCUUAUUUAAGUUUCAACACUUCCUGUCGUGAUGUUGCACAUUCUGCUCCGUCUUUGGACUUAGGGUCUUAGGACUGCGGAUGUGAUAUCAACUAUCUAAUCACGAACAGCAAAACUAACGACAACGACAACAUGCCUGGGCUUAUCCAAGAGUCAUCCUUCAAGACCAUCACGGUCAAGGAGCUGCAUCCUACGUUCGGUGCUGAAGUCAGUGGCGUUAACUUCCAAGAUCUAUCUGACGAGCAGUUUAGAGAGAUAAUUGCUGCCAUGGCUAAGUACGGUGUGUGCGUCUUCCGGAACACGGGUUUAGAUGACAUAGCCCACGUCAAAUUCUCCGAACGCUUCGGGGAGCUUGAUAACAUCCGCCGGUAUCUUAUGGGAGGGCGGAAACCCCGAUACGAGCUUUACGAACUGUUCGACGCUGGGAACAUAGAUGCCGAGACUGGUGGAAUCCUCGAUCCGGAGAGUGCACGGGCACACUCCAACAGGGGUAAUGGGCUCUUCCAUGCGGACUCGACGUUCAACCCACGGCGAGCAUCGUUCUCUCUCCUACGCGCCUGUGAGCUCCCACCCCCGGGACACGGCGGCAACACGGACUUUGCCGACUCACGAACUGCCUUUGAGGAACUUCCCGAAGAUCUACGAGGGGAGCUCCUUUCACACGAUUAUGUAGGUGCGCAUUCAAUGGCGCAUUCUCGAAAACUGGGUUCGCCUGCCUUCUUCGAGGACGUCGACCCGACAAAAUCGCCAAUGCAACGCCAUCGAAUCGCACAACUUCAUGAACCUAGCGGGCGAAUGAAUUUAUUCGUCGGUGCCCAUUUGCACCAUAUUGAGGAGAAUGGCAAGGAGAUCCCGAACUCCUGGGACCUGGUCCAACGACUCAACCAGCACGCCACACAGAAGAAGUAUACCACCACCGUGCAGUGGGACAACCUUAGUGAUUUAGUUAUUUGGGACAACCGAUGCGUGUUGCACCGAGCAGGCAGUGGUACCUUUGAAGGCAAAUUCAAGCGUGACAUGAGGCGAACAACAGUCCACGAUGAUAGUCCGACGGCUUGGGGGUUGAAUUCAAAAGAGAUCGCUUGGCAAGGUUUUAACUCACAGGCGAAACCCAAACACGCCGGAGCAGUGGGGGUAUAAUAAUUGAUGUUAGUCUUUGGUUUUAUUACUCUGAUAGGUUGAUAUUAUUUAUAGUUCAUUUGUUGUAAGAACUACCUACAAGCAUGACUGUUGCGGAUUACCUUAUGUAAAGAUAGGAGUUUAUAAUUGAUGCUGGGAUUCCUCUAUGGCUACUUGUUAUUGGUUAAAUUUAUUGCUGCUUCUUAGAUAUA